AUGUCGUACCCGACUCUGCCCACCAACUUCGCGCCUCCGACGCCUCAGAGACCGCUUCCCGGGGCCUACAUGCAGACACCUGCUGUCGCUCGUCAUGGAUCUUUUCAAUCGCCUCAACAGCGAUCACAGCAACAGCCGCAACAGCCACAGCCACAGGGCAUCGCGUCCCAAUCUCCGCCCAUGCCCAGAAUGCCCCCAGCGUCAUCGCAAACCCAAAUUCAGACCUUGAGCACCGAGGAGCGUGGCGCGCGCACCAUCAAUGAGACCCUUUUGAAGGAAUCGCGGUAUCCCGACCUUGACAGCUAUCUGUCUCAGGGCUUCUCUUCGGAAUAUGACGUUUCCGUCUCCCAAUCAUGGGCUCCCUUCCAAAAAGUCAAAAUGUACAAUAUCCCCGACCAGAUCUUCGAUCAGUACAAUCGCGCCCAAGUUUCGACGAGCAUGGGUCUCUUCGCCGAGUUGAACCACGCGUGGGUGGCCAUCGAUAAUGCGCUGUACCUGUGGGAUUUCACGCACCCGAGUCCGCAAUUAGUUGGCUUCGAGGAUCAGCCAAACAGCAUCAAUGCGGUCAAGUUGUUGAAGCCGCGCGCGGGAGUGUUCUUGCCCGCCAUCACUCACUUGCUUGUGGUGGCUACGACCGCGGAGGUGAUUCUGCUCGGCAUGGGUGUGGAAUCGACAUCCAAUGGAUCUAAGCAGGUCACUCUUUACCAGACUGGAAUGUCGGUGUCUAUUCGCGGUCUCGAUAUUAAUGUGUUUGCUUCGUCCGACGCUACCGGCCGCAUUUUCUUUGGUGGAUUGUCCGACAACGAUGUUUAUGAACUGACAUACCAACAAGAGGAAGGAUGGUUCCAGAAUCGAUGCCGCAAGAUCAACCACACCAGCUCCCGACUGUCCGCCUUUGCGCCGUCUCUGAGCUUUUCUAACCUUGCCGCCUUGUCUCAGAAGGCUUCUGAAUAUGUGGAGCAGAUGGUGAUUGAUGAUAGCCGGAGACUUCUCUACACUCUAUCAUCCACUUCGACCAUCCGAGUUUUCCACAUGAAGGAAGACGGUGCCAUCUCUCUUGCAAUAACCAAGGCAGCAUUGGAUAUCUACUCCAAUAUUGGACAUAUCAUCGCAUCUAACGAAACUUUGAACCCCAAAGUGAAGAUUGUCUCUAUCAGUCCCGUCCCCGCCGCAGAGGCCUCACGAUAUCACCUGGUGGCUACCACCGCCACGGGUUAUCGGAUCUACCUCAGUGCCACCAACGCUUAUAGCUGGGCUCCCGCGUCCAACGGCAACAAUGCACCCACGAGCAUGCAGGCCCAGCAUGUCAAGACACCUCCCGUCGAUAACAAUGCAGCAUUUGCCGCUGUUUCAGCCCCAACCGAGUACGGCGUGUCUCGACUCAACGCGGCCGUCACCAAAUUCCCAAUCCAGUCUCUUUCUCCUACGCGGAUGGCGACACGGUUCCCACCGGGAUUUUUCUUCUGCUUUACCUGCAAGGACACCGCCCAGAGAAUGGAUACAUUGUUCAUCUCAUCGCCUGAUCCUGGUCGUCUCAACUACCAGCCGGAAAGUGUGAACAUUGCCAAGACUGCCGAGUCGGCCGUUUGGCUGAAUUUGGGUGGACGAGCGGAGGAUAUUGGUUUGUGUUCCAGUGGACCCCUUGGAAUCUCGGGAGGUGGAUACGGCAACGAGCUGGCCGUUCAGUUUGACCAGGGAGCGGCGGAAAUCGCAAUUCUAACCAACAGUGGCAUUCAUGUCAUUCGUCGGAGACGUCUGGUCGAUGUCUUUGCUGCGCUGGCGCGCAGCCGUGGUACUGCCGAGGGUGAGGUUGGCCUCGAGCAGGAAGUGGUCAACUUUAUCAAAGCAUAUGGCCGUAAUGAGACUGUGGCGACUGCCCUCGCUGUGGCAUGUGGUCAGGGUGUAGAGGUUUCCCCCGAUCAGCGACUCACGCCGAUCAAUGACCCCGACGUUCUGGAAUUCGCUCGCAGAGUCUUUAUCGAGCAAGGUGGCCGGCCAGUGCCUGACGAGAAUACCGUACAAGACAACAUAACCCCAGCCAUCGAUACGAUCCACCUUUCUCCCCGUCAUGAUGGCAUUGCCUUGUACAUUUCCCGCUUGCUGCGGUCGAUCUGGAAGAUGAGCAUUACCAAGGUGGGCAAGGGGCCGAACGGCGCGGCUUCCGUGUCUGCUUCGGUGAGCGCCGCCAAGCUGCGCACCAUUCAACAUGACCUAUCUUCUCUUCAAGAAUUCUUCAAGGUCAACAAGAGCUUUAUCGAGGGCUUGACUGGACCGGAGGAGCUGGCCCGGGUUUCGAACAAGCAGCAAGAGACGGCACUGCAAGCCGAGCACCGCGCUCUGCAUUCUCUUGUUCAACUCGUAUCGCACACAAUCGAAGGUAUCUCAUUCGUGCUGGUGCUCUUCGAUGAGCGAGUAGACGAGAUUGUGGCUACCCUGCCCGCAGAAUCGAAGGAGCGAUUCUUGAAGUUGACUUUUGAGGAACUCUUCAGCACAAGCAAGGGUCACGACAUUGCCAAGGAGUUGGUCAAGGGAAUUGUCAACCGCAAUAUCGCCAAAGGAUCCAACGUUGAGACCGUGGCGGAUGCUCUGCGUCGCCGAUGUGGCAGCUUCUGCAGUGCCGAGGAUGUGGUCAUCUUCAAGGCGCAAGAGCAGCUCAAGCGUGCCACAGAAGCCGGUGCUAACUCAGAGUUGGGUCGUAACUUGUUGAAUGAGAGUCUGCUUCUUUUCCAGCAGGUGGCUGAGAAUCUUCCCAUGGAUUACUUGGUUUCCGCUGUGGAUAACUAUAUCUCCAAUCAAUUCUUUGCAGGCGCCAUCUCACUCGCUCUCCACGUCGCUCAACGCUCCGACAAGGCGAACAUGGCCCUUUCAUGGAUCAUGGACAACCGCCCAGAACAGGAUCCUCGCAAGCAAUACUUCGUCUACCGCAAGCAAUGCUACGAUCUUGUAUCAAAAGUCAUCGUCGCUGUGGACACCCAGGCUGCUUCUGACCCCCAUGUCAUUGAUGGUCAAUUGACUGUGAUUGCCAAGCGACAGAACGAGGCGUACGGUGUCAUUACCGACUCGUCCGAUGAGGUAUUCUUGACUAGCCUGUACGAUUGGUACUUGGAGCAAGGCUGGAGCGAGCGACUCCUUCAGACCCAAUCGGCAUUUGUCGUCAGCUAUCUGCAGCGCAAGUCUAAUGACGAUAUCGCUCAUGCCGAUCUCUUGUGGCAAUACUAUGCCCAAUCCCAGCGGUUCUUCGAGGCUGCCGAGGUCCAAUUCCAAUUGGCUCAAAGCUCGUUUGCGCUACCGCUCAGCCGGCGCAUCGAGUACCUGGGCCGUGCUCGUGCUAACUGCUCCACAUUAACCCGCGAUGUCGGCCGUCAGGAACGCCAGCGCCUGCUACAGGAAAUUUCCAACCUCAUCGACGUGGCCAACAUUCAGGAUGACCUUCUGCAGCGUUUGAAGGAUGACGAGCGCAUCGCUCCUGAACGCAAAUCCGAGGUUCUUCGCGAGGUGGAUGGCCCAGUUUUGGAUAUCAGCACCCUCUACAACCACUACGCGGACCCGGCGAGCUACAAUGACAUCUGCCUGCAGAUAUUCUUCGUCGGCGAUUACCGGAAUGCGGCUGACAUCAAGUCCACCUGGCAGAAGCUGAUCCAGGAAGUGCACCAGCGGACAUUGGAUCGCGGCACACCGCAGCCCUUCGAGGCCGUGGUCGAAAAGGUGCGCAGCCUUGGCAGCCGACUACGGAUGUCGGAAACGGUCUUCCCCGUCCGUGAGCUCCUCCCCAUGCUCGAACGGUAUUCGCUAGAGUUCCAACGCCACGUCGGCGCGACCUACUGGGUUGUUGAUCUGUUCCUGGAUCUGGGAGUAGCCCAUGACGCACUCUUCACCGUUUUGGAGGCGAUGUUCUAUACCGACGAGGCGCCUUUCCACGGGUCUAACCGGAAAUACAUUGCCAAGGAUCUGCUCUAUCUUCUAGAGGGAUGGUUCCGGGAGAGUGCCCGGCUGGGUGGCAUGGUGUUUGGCGGAGACACUCAAGCUGAGCGGGUUUCGGAGAUUUUGUUGAUGAUGAUGCAGGCCGGGACCGCGACGACGCCGGAGAUUACGGAGCGUUGCCAGGAAUUGCGGCAACGGAUUGAGGAUUUGCUACGUUGA
This is a messenger RNA of Penicillium subrubescens, 4140 nucleotides long. RefSeq names its product putative non-repetitive nucleoporin. Gene Ontology annotation, biological process: RNA export from nucleus; transcription-dependent tethering of RNA polymerase II gene DNA at nuclear periphery; protein localization to nuclear inner membrane. Gene Ontology annotation, cellular component: nuclear pore; nuclear pore inner ring. The record is from RefSeq and is a predicted model, not a curated record. The transcript is spliced from 5 exons. Bases 1 to 4140 code for a protein of 1379 amino acids. Lineage: Eukaryota; Fungi; Ascomycota; Eurotiomycetes; Eurotiales; Aspergillaceae. Gene Ontology annotation, molecular function: structural constituent of nuclear pore.